Messenger RNA from Prorocentrum cordatum, 2242 nucleotides. NCBI's taxonomy places the organism in Eukaryota, Dinophyceae, Prorocentrales, Prorocentraceae. The record is from the annotation of a GenBank genome assembly.
GGCAAGGAGGACCAGGAACAGCACGAGGGGGACGGCACCCGUGGCGCUCGGGCUCAGAGCAUCCAUGAAGACUUGCGGCCAGAGACGUGGCUCUCGCCGAGAAGUGUGGUCGGCCAAAUCCAGACGCCGAAGCUGGGACGCUCAGCGAUGCUGCGCGUCUUGGCGGCAACGUGCUGCACCGCAGUGGCGUGGCGGCGUAACGCGGCGCUCCUGGACCUGCAGCCCAAGCUCCAGUCGCUGGGGGGCGAGAGCGCCCGGCAGGCGACCGCGGACGCGGCCAACGUCACCGCGGGACACCAGGCCGCGGAGGAGGUGCACCCGCUAGCGGGGGAGCUCCCGUCUGGCGUCAGCACAGGCCUUACGCUUUACAACAUGCUCGGCAGCGCGAUGGGUCUGGCCAACUCGGCACGAAGUGGUCGUCAAUGGCCAAGUAUACCCUCACCUCCGAUCUCACGCACAAUCUCGACUCGCUGCGCGAAGUGCACGACCUUCUCGUGAAGAAGAUACAGCUUGUGCCAGCGGAGUGGCGCGCGACCUGCGACAAUUGCACCAACGACGAGCUGGAGGAGGCCUACACGAUCAAGCGGAGCUGGGAUAGCAUGCAAAGCUUUGCAGGCGCGGCCACAGACUGGAUCUUGGAGACGGUCGAGAGAGACAGUGACGACUGCCCUCUCCGGCUCAAGAAGUUGGUGGCGAAGAUGCGACGGACCAUGACAAUUCUAGACGUGGAGUGCGAUAGCCUCGUUAUGCAGCUCGCUGCGACAACAGAACGGAGCGUUGCAGACUACAUUCGUUACGGCAACCGUGCUUGCGACCAGGAACAUCAGUCAGCCUCAGGGAAUGAGGACGUGACCACAGGCUACGACGAGGACGACAUCGUAUCUUACGAUCCACAUGAGGGUGGACCCGUGUGGAAAGAGCUGGAAGAGUUCUACGCUCCAGCAGGAACCUCAGGGGUCUGCAGAGAGCUCCCGAUUUCGAUGCCACGGGAACAGGUGGUGGAAGCUUGCAAGCAGCAGUGUCAGGCAAUGGGGGAGUGCAAGGGGUUUACGCUCUACAAUGGGACCGUGGCGGACUUCGGCCCACGACGUGCCGAGCUGGACUCCUGGAACCCGCUACUCGACGCUCAGGAGCGCUAUGGUCGCUUUGAUAUGGAGGUUGGCGACGAGAUUGGCAUAUUCAAACAGGGUGCCUACCUCACAGUCAAGAAGUGCCAAAACCUGCCAAUCACGCUGGCGCCUUCGCGCACAUCGUGUGAUAAGUUUGGGCGCCUCGGGCUCGAGUGCGGUCCUCAAUUCGUCGGCUGCUUCAGGCGUGAGAGUCUGCACCUCCUUCGGAAGCGCACAGGGACGCGGACCUUCUCGAACCAGUGCUGCUUCACCACGUCUGUCGUUGAUGCGGAUACGCACGGAAGCGCAGAAUGCUACGUACGGUUGCCGGACAAUUCUCUGCGGAGUAUGAGCUCCGAUGACGCCGCCGCUUGGUUGUCUUCUCUGCCCACUGGAGGAAAUAAAGCCCUCUCGGAAGCUUUCAUCGAGGCGUCAGAGCAGAUACAGGCUCAGAAUAUCAAUGGCGUCGCAUUGCAGGCGAUGGGUUCGCAUCAGAUUCAAGAACGCCUGGGGAUCGCUGAGCCUGAACAGAUGAAGAUAAUGCAGUGCAUGAUCGAUGCGAGUAGGACUGGCAGUUCCGAGUCGGUUUGUCUCUCUUCUGGCUUUAUGAAUGAAUACCAGAGACUUCGGGGCAUCGUGGACCCUUACGUCUUCUUUGGAGUGAAAGCGGAUUUCUCUUCCAAGGCUUGGGUCGCAUCGGCGCUGAGCAGGAUCGGGAAGACAGUGAAGAGUUUGUUGAGGCAGAACGCUUGGCUGGUUGAGGCUCCCACGAAAGUUAUUGACUUGACAUUGGACCGGGGGCCGGCGGAUUUCAUGCACGGCAGUGCCGCUUCCCUCGCCGCGCAGGACUUCGCUGGCGACGUGGACUGGCUUGCCGUGGCAUCAUCCGUGAGUUUCUUGCUCAACCAAGCUGCUAGCGUCGCGUGGGGGCAGUGCCCUGUCGUCGAGGCGUGGUUGGACAGAACCGACAUCAGUGACCCCGAGAAGAUUGACGCGUUUGUCGAAGGCCUGCUGGCCAGCAAGAGCAGCUGAUCUAGAUUCGCCUCUGCACGCGCGACGGCAAAGAGAGGCUCUGGCUAUGUCUCCAGGGGAGCAGGAAGGCACGGCCCCGCCAACGGGAAGCAUGUUAAGGC